Coniophora puteana RWD-64-598 SS2 is the source of this 2453-nucleotide messenger RNA. RefSeq names its product high nitrogen upregulated cytochrome P450 monooxygenase 2. The record is from RefSeq and is a predicted model, not a curated record. The coding region runs from base 533 to 2224 and encodes 563 amino acids. The transcript is spliced from 11 exons. NCBI's taxonomy places the organism in Eukaryota, Fungi, Basidiomycota, Agaricomycetes, Boletales, Coniophoraceae. Gene Ontology annotation, molecular function: monooxygenase activity; heme binding; iron ion binding.
CAUGGCAUUGCUCGCAUAGGCAGGCACACGAGGACUUCUUGACUUGUUCAUUAAGAUCUUAAGUCCACGGACAUAACCUCAGGCGCGAUGAUUGGGACGUUGCCCCAUUCUUUUUUCAGAGCUUCCUUUCCAGAAGCACGGGUGGGGUGGUCACUAGCCACUCCUCAGCCACAGCGCCAUUAGCCAUCAAUCUACUGCUUAUUUGCUCGAAUCACGACCACAGGAAACCGCAGUGUUGGCGGGUUUCGCUCUUAAAGCCACCUUAUCCGAUCACAACCCUUAUGUCCCUGGAGGGGUGUCUGACGGCGCCAAACGAACCCUCGCCCGAUUCCUGGAGCUGCUCCUUUUGAUCAGCAUUCUUUCCGAGUCUAGUCGCCCUGAACAAUCGGACACGAAGAUCCUGUUCUCCGGCUUCCGACAUAUAUCCCCUCCCCUACUGCGAGCUGUCCGGGCAGUUUAUAAACCACGGAAAACGCGUCUUGGCUCGUCUCAUCUCAUCUCAACUCUCCCCGCCCUCCUCAUGAGAUCAAUUAUGUCCCUCUUCGCCCUCAAAGACUGCUGUCUCACAACAGUGGCAGCCGGCUUGUGCUGCUAUCUUUUCUUCAAGCGUUGGGAGCCAACAUCCCCGCGUCUGCACUUCGUGUUCCUCGUCUUCGUACCAUGCCUCCUCGACCUCGCACUCCGCGACCGAUUCUCAUCUUUUCUGCGCGCCGCACUCUUCAUCCACACAAUCUACUUGUCGACCGUUCUGGGCUCCGUGGCGCUGUACCGCCUCUCUUCGUAUCACCCGCUCGCCAGUUAUCCCGGCCCGACCAUGUGCAAGCUGACCAAGUUCUGGAUGGCGUGGAUGUCUUCUGAUGGCAAGCAGCACCUCUAUGUCCAAUCCCUGCACAACGAAUACGGGGAUAUCGUGCGAAUUGGUCCCAAUGAAGUAUCCAUACGAGAUGUGAACGCUAUCAACUCUCUGGUAGGGACGGCUGGGUGCCCGAAAGGCCCACAUUGGGAUGGACGAAUGGCUGAGCAGAAGGACACGAGGGCGCUCAUCGGCAUCAGGGAUAACGCGGAACAUACUCGGCGGCGACGACCAUGGAAGAGGGCGUUUGAUACGACCGCGUUGGCCGACUAUGGGAUCAUAAUGGAGAGGCGACUGCGACAGCUGCUCUCGAGCUUCGAGCGCCGCAAGCAGCCGGUAGAUAUGGCUGAGCGUCUCAGCUGCUUCACUUUCGACUUCAUGAGCGACAUGGCUUUCGGUGGAGGGUCUGAGAUGAUCCGCGAUGGAGACGUUGAUAACACAUGGAAGCUGUUCGAUAGCGGUUUACCGCUAGCACUCGUCCUCUCCCAUGUCCCUUGGCUCGGACAGUACUACGUGAUGCUGCCAAGAGUAGGCCACGCUCUCAAGAAGUUCCGCACGUUUUGUCAGGAUCGCGCCAGGCUGAGACAGAAGGAAGGGUCACAGGUUAAGGACCUCUUUCACUAUUUGAUUGACGAGGCUGGGGUUGAGAGCACUCCGCCUACGUUUGCUGAGGUGAUGGCUGAUGGUGUGCUUGCCAUCGUCGCGGGGGCCGAUACGACCGCCACCGUGCUCAGCAGCUUGUUCUGGGCUCUGUCCACCCAUCCGGAGGCGUAUCACCAGCUGCAGGCCGAAGUCGAUCGAUGGUUCCCCGCAGGAAGCGACGCAUGGGAUGUCGGCCGCCAGGCAGAGAUGCCCUACCUGAAUGCCGUAAUCAAUGAAGCACUGCGGCUAUAUCCGGCUGUCAUGGGGGGUAGCCAACGUGGAGUCGUUGAUCAUGGAGGUCGAUUGGUGGGGCCAUAUUUCCUGCCUGAAGGAACCAGCGCAUUGAUACACUUCUACUCGAUGCACCGCGACCCGCGCUACUUCUCGCCCAAGCCAGACGCAUUCUGGCCUGAGCGGUGGCUGACGCCCGAGCAGCGGUCCGCGCUGCCGUCGCCGUCUGGUGCGAAAUGCUUGGACAAGUAUGGCUAUGUGCACAACACGUCGGCGUUCUUGCCCUUCUCGUACGGGCCGAUGAACUGCGUCGGCAAGCGACUGGCGUAUCACGAGAUGCGCGCCGUCGUCACGAUGCUGGUGCAGCGCUUCGAUUUCCGUCUUGCAGAUGGGUACAGUCCAGACACCUGGGAGCACGACCUCAAGGACUACUGGGUCGCUACGAGGGGAGAGCUGCCCAUGGCCUUAUCUCCACGGGAAUCAUUUCGAGGUGUUUAGACAUCUCUCGCUUCCGCUGUGAUGUAUUGCUCUUUUUAUUUUCACGACCGCGCUUAUCGCGCUCCGGAUUAUGUAUGAUUAUCAGCGUAACGUACAGCUACUUUACCUACUUUAUACUUGUAUAUGAUAGUAGACUCGCAUUGAUCAGAUUGGCGAUGGUCGGACAGCGUCAGCGUCGCUUUAUCGUAAUGCAACAUGUUGGUGUGCGAAUGGAUCAACGAUUUAUGCC